Molecule: messenger RNA, 2371 nt
Organism: Exophiala xenobiotica
Lineage: Eukaryota; Fungi; Ascomycota; Eurotiomycetes; Chaetothyriales; Herpotrichiellaceae
Exons: 1
Coding region: 88-2325 (745 amino acids)
Molecular function (GO): zinc ion binding
Source: RefSeq, a predicted model, not a curated record
CCGAUCUCAUCCUCCAUCCUCUUCUCAUCAUCCCAUCGUAUCGUCUGACUACUCUGCGAUGAGUCGCAAGAGUCUAAAACUCAGUGGAUGGAAGGUCCACGGGUUGUUUUGCUCGUGAUUCUGCUGCUUUUUAUCUUUUUCACUCCUGAUCAACCAGCGCGACGACGCUUCCAAGUUGACACGAGCCACAUCGAAGAAAAGCGCCUGGCAGAACUCGAUGUCUUGACAAACUCAUCUUAUGGCCAUUUCAAUCCUCAAACAAACCAAUGGCUCAAUCUGUCCGGCUUUCGAGAGACGGAUGGCUACCGGUGGCAAUUGCUACCUCGCGCGCGACAGCUGAGCCAGCAGCAGUAUGAAAAGGCCUGGGAUGGCAUCGAUCUCAACGAUGCCUUGCCAAUCUACGAGACCGUCACUGGUGAAGUCCGUGGCAAAUUUUCUCGACUUGACACUGCUCUAUCAGCUCCGUCACCUAAUCUAACUGCCAUCGAUCCGGGAAAGGAUUAUAUGGUGGCCAGGUUCGAGCGAAACAUUACUGAGAAAGAAGGCGAGCUCAGUCUGACCAUCUCUGACUCGAAAGAACGGCAUGGCCAUGAAGCCUCAGCCAUCAAAGCUGAUAUCUCCAUGUGGACGGAUUCGUCGCCAGGAAAUGGCUGGCAAGCCAGACUCCAAGGAGUUCACUUGCCAUCUGGCCAGAUCAUCAUGUCGACAUCCAGCUCCAAAUUUGAUGCGUUGCCAGCUCUGCCUCAUUUCGCGCAUGAUGCGGGCAGUUUCAAUGCAUCAAGAUACGUUAUGAACCAGACCAUGCACAAACUGUGGGAGAAAAUUCUGGAAGAUGUAUCGGAUGGUCUAGCUUUUGCGCCGCAAUGCGAGCUAAUUGUCUGGUUGCAACCCUUGCCUCACAAAUACAAAGGUCUCAAUCCUGUUGAGACUCACAACUAUCUUCAUCAAGUCGAACAAGAGCUCGAGGGCCCUGAGGGCGCGCCGAUCGGUCAACCUCCACUUCUCACCUUCUCCGCCACCAUCAUCUCUCCUGAUUGUGGCUACAUGCUCACAUCUGACACGGUCUCCGGACCAAAGACAGAAAGCUAUUGGGCACUUGCGCAGCGGUUGAUCUUCUCAUUCAUCAUGGCCCUCGGUAUGCAGAUAGCUCUCCUCAAACGCCAGAUGGAAAAGGCAGCGACACCGUCAACCCGAAGUCGCAUUGCAUACCAGAGCGUUGUCAUUGCUGCUCUUGGAGACGGCUUGUUACUUUUUGUGCUUAUUGCGUUGCUUAUGGUCGACGAGGCGUCGUUUCUCAUGAUUGCAAGUGCAGCUUUCAUGGCUUGCAUCCACGUCGCAUUUCUGGAAGUCAAAUUUGUCUUUGACAUUUGGACAGUCCAGGUCGGCGAUCCUCAACGGGCACAGCAGGAAAGACAAACAAGAGCUGUGCCCACCCGAAACCCAACGCCUGCUCCGGUUCCCACACCUGCACCUCCUCCAGCAACAAGUGCAGACGGAACCGUGGGUCUGCCACUUCCUGCCACAGCACCACGACCUGAAGGUGCCACCCCAAUCAUACUUCCCUCCGACCAGGAUACUACAGCCAUGGCCGACCUUCCCAGCCCGAGAGCCUCAUUUGCAGCCAUCUACAGCAGGUUCUACUUCUCUCUCGUCAUGUUGAUGUUCUUCUCCCUGUGGGCUUUGUCGUGGCCGCGAACCCUCCGCUCCGCCUAUGCCAACCUCCUCAUCUUCUGCUAUUUUUCAUUCUGGUGGCCCCAGGUCUACCGAAACACGAUGCGCAACUGCCGAAAGGCCCUGAGUUGGGAAUACGUCCUCGGAUCGAGUAUUCUCCGACCACUGCCUAUCUUGUACUGGUAUUUUGCCGACCAUAACAUCCUCUCGAUCGACACGAGUCCCAUGACUGCGGUCAUCUUGUUGGGGUGGCUGUGGCUGCAAGUCGCCAUCCUCGCCAGCCAACAAUUUCUUGGCCCGCGUCUACUUGUUCGAGACUCCUGGUGCCCGCCGGCCUACGAUUACCAUCCUAUUCUGCGCGAAGAUGAUGUCGAAGCGAACGGCAUGUCGAUCGGCCUUUUGGCUUCGGCAUCUGAAGCCAAGGAUAAGGACGACAAGACAAGGAAAGUGUUUGACUGCGCCAUUUGCAUGAACGAGAUUGAUGUUCCCGUCAUAUCAAAGACGGACAGCACGGGAGGAGGGACUGCUUGGCUCGAACAGAGGAACUACAUGGUGACUCCGUGUCGGCACAUCUUCCAUGCAGAGUGUCUGGAAGGCUGGAUGAACCUGAGACUCGUCUGUCCGGUAUGUCGAGAAGGGUUGCCACCACUGUAGAUAUAGCCAGCUCGACACUCUUGCAAUACUGUCACGUAUGUAUGGC